CGGAAGUGACGCAGGGCGAACCUCCUUUUUGUGUUUGUUUUGCAGACAGACGCUGGAGGCUUCUUCCACUGGUGCCGUGUAAGACCUCCACUAGCGCAAUAUAUCUCCCUCUCUCCCUCACUCACACGUCCGAGAGCAGCCCUGGAUACAGAUGGACCAGCAGGCCCAGUCCUAUAUGCUUGCCAGUCUGACACGGCCUCACUCAGAGCAGCUGCUGCAAGGCCUACAGCUGUUACGGCAAGAUCACGAACUGUGCGACAUCGUGCUACGAGUGGGCGAUGCCAAGAUCCAUGCACACAAAGUGGUGCUGGCCAGCAUCAGCCCAUACUUCAAGGCCAUGUUUACAGGCAAUCUGUCAGAGAAGGAGACCUCAGAGGUUGAGUUUCAGUGCAUUGAUGAAGCUGCACUACAGGCCAUCGUGGAAUAUGCGUACACAGGAACGGUUUUCAUCUCGCAGGAAACAGUGGAGUCUCUCCUUCCAGCUGCCAAUCUCCUCCAGGUGAAACUUGUGCUAAAAGAGUGCUGCAGCUUCCUGGAGAGCCAGCUAGAUGCCGCAAACUGCAUCGGCAUCUCGCGCUUCGCUGAGACAUACGGCUGCCAUGACCUUUGUCUAGCAGCCACCAAGUUUAUCUGCGAGAACUUUGAGGAGGUCUGCCGGACAGAGGAGUUCUUCGAGCUGACCAGGGAGGAGCUGGAUGAGAUCGUGUCCAGUGAUUGCCUCAAAGUGCUCACGGAGGAGACGGUCUUUUAUGCGCUUGAGUCUUGGAUCAAGUAUGACCUGAGUGAGAGGCAGCAGUACCUGGCCCAGUUACUACACAGCGUGCGGCUGCCUUUGCUCAGUGUGAAGUUUCUGACGCGCCUCUACGAAGCCAAUCACCUCGUCCGGGAUGACCACGCGUGCAAACAUCUUCUCAACGAGGCCCUUAAAUAUCAUUUCAUGCCAGAGCACAGGCUUUCCUACCAGACAGUGCUGUCCACCAGACCACGCUGUGCACCAAAGGUUCUUGUUGCAGUAGGAGGCAAGGCGGGACUUUUUGCCACUUUGGAAAGUAUGGAGAUGUACUUCCCUCAGACAGACUCGUGGAUUGGCCUGGCCCCGCUCAGCAUGCCCCGCUGUGAGUUCGGCGUUGCCGUCCUGGACCAGAAGGUGUAUGUGGUGGGUGGUAUUGCCACACACAUGCGCCAGGGCAUCAGCUACAGGCGGCAUGAGAGCACUGUUGAGAGAUGGGAUCCAGACAGCAACACCUGGUCCUCGGUGGAGCGCAUGGCAGAGUGCAGGAGCACGCUAGGGGUUGUAGUGUUAGCAGGGGAGCUUUAUGCACUUGGGGGCUAUGAUGGUCAGUACUACCUCCAGUCGGUGGAGAAAUAUGUACCCAAAGUGAAAGAGUGGCAGCCUGUGGCACCCAUGACCAAAUCACGCAGUUGCUUUGCCAGCGCUGUGCUGAACGGCAUGGUUUAUGCUAUCGGAGGCUACGGUCCUGCUCAUAUGAACAGCGUGGAGCGCUAUGACCCCAGCAAGGAUUCCUGGGAAAUGGUAGCACCCAUGGCUAAUAAAAGGAUAAACUUUGGAGUGGGAGUCAUGUUAGGGUUUAUAUUUGUCGUUGGUGGACAUAAUGGUGUAUCACAUUUGUCCAGCAUUGAAAGAUACGACCCUCACCAGAACCAGUGGACAGCAUGUCGACCCAUGAACGAACCCCGCACAGGGGUCGGCUCAGCCAUCGUGGACAACUGCCUCUAUGUGGUGGGGGGUCAUUCAGGGUCAUCGUACCUGAACACAGUGCAGCGCUAUGACCCCAUCUCAGACAGCUGGUUGGACUCCAGUGGCAUGAUGUACUGCCGCUGUAACUUUGGCCUUACUGCCCUUUGACCCCUGGGGCAGUUGUAGGGUACUUAUUGUUGUUUGCAUUUCUUUUAUCUACUCCCGUUUCAUCUUUGGAACUGCGUUCCUCAGAAGGUUGCUGCAGCUGUGUGGAAGCUGGUCCAGCACUUUUCUUUUCUGGAUUUUGGGGUUUUAAAGAAGUAGAGGCAAAGGAUCCGGAAGACGUUUUCCAUAAUGUGAGCAAAGAGACUUCUCCAAAGCUGCGUGGGCUCUGCAAAGGACUAGAAGGUGCUGAACGGCAGGAGACGUCAGUCACUUUGGGGUUUCUUGGGUGGCACUGUGGCAUUUGUCUGUGGUAAUGCCAUUUAUUCUCUGAGCACUCUUUUUAACCUAGCUACAGGUGCAGCUAGCACCUUUAAUUUUUGUUUGUCUCCAGGUCUAUGCCUGUAGAUGAUGUGUAUGCAUGUCAUGGAAGGGAUGAAAUAUUUGUGUGUGUAUGUGUGUGUUCGGGGUAUGUGUGUGUGUGUGUGCGCGCGCAGGACAAGCACUCAGGCUCGGGGUUGAAAUCACCGACUGAGUUUGAAACGUCUGCAUCUAAAGUAGUGCUUCACAAAAAAGUGGAAAAAACUUUAUUCACACUUAAAAAGGGCUGCCUUUCUUUCAACGUGUAUAUACUUUGACUAAAGAAUAUAGAUUAUAUCCUCCAGUGCAUUGCCUGUAAAUGUUAUCUGCACUGGUGUGUGUGUGUGUGUGUGUGUGUGUGUGUGUGUGUGUGUGUGUGUGUGUGUGUGUGUGCGCGUGCGUGCGUGCGUGCAUGUGUGGACUGAAUAUAUUCAUGUUUCACUGCAGUCUCUUAAGAAUUCUUCCAAGUUCUACACAUCUCUUCCUUGGUAGCUGUAGAACAUUUGUUUUUAGUUUUGUCAUAAAUGUACUUAUUUUGCCAUGCCAUGUCUUUAUUCCACACCUUUUCUCUUUCAGGCGUUGAAUGUGAUCGUCUUUUUUUUUUUUUUUUUUAAACCAUUGCAGAGGUGUGGGAGUUCAAAGUAAAAAUCUACUGGUGCUAGUUAAUAAUUCAGGAUUCAUUUCUUUUGUCAGUCAUUUCGCAAAAGCGUAUUUGAUAUUAUUUUUUAAUUUGCAUGUUUGUCAUGUUCUUGUGUUAUUUUUACAUUGAUUUAAAAAAAAAAAAAAAAGAAAAGAUGCUCCAUCAAGCCCUGUGCAAUAACAUCACUCUAAUGAAUUAUGCCCAGCUCAGCAGCCGGAACUAUAGCGUAUAACGUAUUCAGUUUGUCCACAGGAUUAUGCAGGGGUUUCUACAAUAACCUCGUUCAAUACAAUUCUAACAUUUCACAUCCUGAUCACGCAGACUGAAGCUAGUUAGCCUUUCGAAUCCAAAUCCUGACUGAGUUUUUCUAAUAUAUGUAGUUUUUUUCUAUAUGAAGAAGUUCAAUAGAAUUCAAUUAAAUCCAACAAAUGUAACUAUGACCAAAUAUCAGGUUGUGUGAGCUUGACACGUUCAUGUAAAAGAAUAAUAGCGUAUGUUAGAUUCAAGCAGUUCUGUUAUUAAUCAUAAUGCAUAUCGUCCUUUACAUUUCUGCACCUGUUCUCUAAAACAGAGCCUUUAUCAAAUAAACUAUAAUGGCGUCAACACUUAGAAAUACUGUCUAACGUAUCCUGUAAUCGUUCCUGCGUCUUCAUGUGAAGUGAUUAAAAGCUGGUUAUAUGACGUGACUGAAGGCUAAUUUCCCACAGCUGAAAAGACUUCACUAUGAUCAGAAAUAAAUCAGAGAGCACUCUUUGAGACCAGGGACCUCUUGGAAAACUCUUCAAUAAAAUAACCUUUUUUUUAAAAAGCAUAAUUUAAAGGUGGAAUAGUCAAUAUUUUUCCUAUAAUAGUUUAUAUAGUGUAGUGUAUAUAGUAAUAGUUUAAGCCAUUGUCUCAGAACAAUGAAUAUAACACAGCUAAAAAAUAAAAAAAAAAAAAAAAACAGUUUGGAAACCCACUUUCCAGGCUGGGAAUUUGUAUUUGCAUUUGUACUGGCCACGUGCCAGUCAUUUUAUAGACACGCCCCCAACGCCCUUCACAUCCUCAAAUCAUUAUGAGGAGAAGUUUCAUGUUUGUAGAGUUGUAACAUGGCUUUGAAUGUUCGAUUGCGCUUGAAAGUGAUGUCAUGACAGUCCUUGCUAAUGGUAACUCGAGUCGAACCACUAAAUUUUAGGGGCGGAGCUUCGUGUAUGUAAAUGGAUUGAAAUAGAGGCGGGCUCAAUGAGUAAAAAAAAAUGUUACUCAAAUCCACCCAUUUAACCAUUAGAGACAGUUGUUUUUCACAAAUCUUACCUAAUGCGCCUUCAAGACUAAAUGUAAUAGAAACACUUGCGUAGUCCUGUAAUGUUUAUUGUGCUGCAAAUCAUUUGGAAGCCAUCCUCCCAAAUUCAGUCUGUACGUAGGAAUGCAGUGAGAAAGGGCUUACGUAUUCAAAGCUCUUAUGGUCCGCUAUAUAAACCUAUAAUCGGGCGAGAGAAGAACAUAUUUCCCUGAGUGGUUUUUGCACAUGGGUGUAGUUACAAAUGGAGCUCUGCAUUGCACUUAUUAAACACUUUAAUACUUUGUGUGAUAUGUAUAUAAUACAUUUAAGUUGAAGGCAUUUAAAUGAUGCAAUAAGACCAUUUUAUUGUUUUUUUUUUUUUUUUUUUUUUG
Pangasianodon hypophthalmus (striped catfish) is the source of this 4514-nucleotide messenger RNA. Its product is annotated as kelch-like protein 28. The record is from RefSeq and is a predicted model, not a curated record. Gene Ontology annotation, molecular function: protein binding. The transcript has 6 exons. Bases 152 to 1867 code for a protein of 571 amino acids. NCBI's taxonomy places the organism in Eukaryota, Metazoa, Chordata, Actinopteri, Siluriformes, Pangasiidae.